Salvia splendens (bonfire salvia) is the source of this 2707-nucleotide messenger RNA. RefSeq names its product homeobox-leucine zipper protein HDG11. Gene Ontology annotation, biological process: regulation of DNA-templated transcription. The transcript is spliced from 11 exons. Gene Ontology annotation, molecular function: DNA-binding transcription factor activity, RNA polymerase II-specific; DNA binding; lipid binding. NCBI's taxonomy places the organism in Eukaryota, Viridiplantae, Streptophyta, Magnoliopsida, Lamiales, Lamiaceae. The record is from RefSeq and is a predicted model, not a curated record. The coding region runs from base 188 to 2398 and encodes 736 amino acids.
CCUUCCUCUCUUCAUUCCUAUUUCCUCCUCUCCACCAACAUCAACCACCUCUCUCUCUCUCUGCAUAUACAUAUACAUACACUAUACAUAUAUAUAUAUAUGUGUGUGUGUGUAUGUUGUUGUAAAAAAUAGAAGAGUCGCAAAAAAAAAAGGAAAGCAUGGUUGACCAACGCUUCUCUCACUUGACAUGCUCCGAAAUUCCAUACCAUUUCCCGUAUUUAAAUCACCAUUUGUUUUCCGUUGCAAAUUUCUUCAGUUUUUAUUAGUAUUAUUAUAUGAUCCCGCCGCCGGCAAAUCUUCUCCCAUGGAGUUCAGCAGCGGCGGCGACGACCCCGACUCCCACCGCGGCAAGAAGCGCUACCACCGUCACACCGCCCACCAGAUUCAGCGUCUCGAAUCGAUGUUCAAAGAGUGCCCCCAUCCAGAUGAGAAGACUAGGAGUCAGUUAAGCAGAGAGUUGAAUUUGCAUCCUCGCCAGAUCAAAUUCUGGUUCCAGAACAGAAGGACUCAAAUGAAGGCACAACACGAGAGAGCGGAUAACUCUGCGCUGAGAGCAGAAAACGAUAAGAUCAGAUGUGAAAACAUAGCUAUCAGAGAGGCCCUCAAGAAUGUCAUCUGCCCUUGCUGUGGAACCUCUCCUGCUUCUGAAGAUCCCUAUUUCGACGAGCAAAAACUGCGAAUUGAGAACGCACAUUUGAAAGAGGAGUUAGAUAGAGUUUCUAGUGUUGCUGCAAAAUACAUAGGGAGGCCUAUUUCACAGCUCCCACCAGUGCAACCCAUUCAUGUCUCCUCACUGGAUUUAUCCAUGGCUAGUUUUGGGGGGCAUGGGAUUGGAGGCCCUUCCCUUGAUCUUGAUCUUCUCCACGGAAGCUCGUCGUCUGUGAUUCCCACUUUGCCCUUCCCACAGUUGACCAUUUCUGACAUGGACAAGUCCCUCAUGGCUGACAUUGCAACCAAUGCCAUGGAGGAGUUGAUUAGGCUCGUGCAGACCAACGAGCCCUUGUGGAUCAAGGGCGCUGCUGAUGGGAGGGAGACUCUCAAUCUUGACAGCUACGAGAGGAUCUUCCAGAGCCCUUACAGUCACAUGAAGAAUCCUGGUAUUCGGAUUGAGGCCUCGAGGGACUCUGGCGUUGUUAUAAUGAACUGUUUGGCAUUAGUCGACAUGUUCAUGGAUGUGAAAAAAUGGAUGGAAUUGUUUCCUACAAUUGUAUCAAGAGCUAAAACUAUUGAGGUUAUAUCAUCUGGGAUGCUUGGGAGUCAGAGUGGCACAUUGCAACUAAUGUAUGAAGAAGUGCAAGUUCUUUCAGCCUUGGUUCCAACAAGGCAGUUGUACUUGCUCAGAUUCUGUCAGCAGAUUGAGCAAGGCUUGUGGGCAGUAGUGGACGUAUCAUACGAAGUUCCUCAUCAAGACAGCCAGUUUUCGUCUCCCUCCAAAGCGCAGAGGCUCCCAUCCGGCUGCUUGAUCCGAGAGAUGCCUAAUGGCUACUCUGAGGUUACAUGGGUUGAGCAUUGGGAAGUUGAAGAGAAAGCACCAAUUCACAGGCUUUACAGAGACCUAAUCCACAAUGGAUUGGCAUUUGGUGCAGAGAGAUGGCUGUCAACUCUUCAAAGGGCAUGCGAGAGAUUCGCUUGCUUGAUGGUGUCUGGAAACUCGCCUCGUGAUCUUGGAGGAGUGAUACCAUCGCCUGAGGGGAAAAGAAGCAUGAUGAAACUUGCACAAAGAAUGGUUAACAAUUUUUGUGCAAGCAUCAACCCUGCCAAUGGCCAGCAAUGGACCACACUCUCUGGUCUCAAUGAGUUUGAGGUGCGAGCAACGCUGCACAAGAGCACCGAUCCUGGCCAGCCAAGUGGAGUGGUGCUCAGCGCGGCCGCCACCAUUUGGCUUCCCCUGCCUCCUACUAGUGUCUUCAAUUUCUUCAGGGACGAGAGAACGAGGCCUCAGUGGGAUGUGCUUUCAAAUCAGAAUCCAGUGCAAGAAGUUGCCCACAUUGUGAAUGGCUCUCAUCCAGGGAACUGCAUAUCUGUGCUAAGGGGCUUGAACACGAGCCAGAACAACAUGUUGAUCCUCCAAGAAAGCUGCGUGGACUCAUCGGGCUCAGUGGUGGUGUACUGCCCGGUGGAUCUUCCAGCCAUCAACAUGGCGAUGAGUGGGGAAGACCCAUCCUACUUCCCCUUACUCCCAUCGGGGUUCACCAUAUCCCCCGAUGGGAGGGUCCAGGAGGGAGGGGCAUCCACCAGCAUUGGCAGUGGGUCCCUCAUCACCGUGGUGUUUCAAAUCCUCGUCAGCAACUUGCCAUCUGCAAGGCUCAGCCCAGAGUCAGUCACCACUGUCAACAACCUCAUAGGAAACACUAUUCACCAAAUUAAGGCUGCGUUGAAUUGCUCCACUACUUGCUGAUACCGUGCCACGUCAGCAUUAUGCAUUGAAUGCCGCGGUUGGUUGGGGAGUGUUAAUGCAGUGAACAUGAUUCGUUGCUGUUGCUGUUGUAGCAUGAUUGAUUAUAUAGGUCGGGAAGGGGUAGUAGUCAAGAACGCACCAUAUCGCUCGUUUUUUUGUCUCGUUUUAGCAAAGAAAAUGGUGUAUGGUUCGGGUAUUGACUUCUGUUAAUUAGAUGACUUCGGUCUGAAAUGGUUAUGUUGAUGGAUUGAAUUUGUUGGUUUGUCUGAAAUUUGGACAGCUUUGAAACAAAUUAAUGUUGAUGCAAUA